Echinococcus granulosus is the source of this 1929-nucleotide messenger RNA. RefSeq lists its product as hypothetical. Bases 1 to 1929 code for a protein of 642 amino acids. The transcript is spliced from 2 exons. The record is from RefSeq and is a predicted model, not a curated record. Lineage: Eukaryota; Metazoa; Platyhelminthes; Cestoda; Cyclophyllidea; Taeniidae.
AUGGAAAAUAGUAACAGCCUGAAAAGCUUGGAAACAAUACUCUGUCAACCACAGAUUGUCCAGCGACUUCUGGGCUACCUAACACUGGACGAGUGGUUGAAAUUCGUCAGUGCCUUCCCUAGGUGGAACUACAGCUUCCCUCACGAAAUCCUGCUCUCCGAGAACGGAUCUCCCCUCCUCCUCUUCCUCCUUCGCCGCCGUCUCACCAAGCACAUACACACUUUGCGCCUCACCAGCCCUGGACCCAUCGCUCAAGGCGGUGCAGUGGGGAGCAUUCACAAGUGCAUCCUCUCCAACCCUUCCGCCUUCGUUUGUUUAGAACGCCUCGAUCUCAGUGUCCAGAUGCAACCGAUCGACCGUCUGCUGGCGAUUUUUGCAGCUCCUGCCUUUCCCCACCUUCGCUAUCUCUCCGUUCGGCCCACGGAACCAGACUGUGGGCAGAAUCCUGUCUGUGUAGCGCCUCUUCCCGUCUUUGCGCCACCGCAACUCGAAGUGAUGAAAUGCCAUUUAAUAGGCUUCCUAGCCGAUGAUAGAGAAGAGUAUAUUCCAGCUCUGUUACAGGUCAUGCAGAACGUCGUUAAUUUGACAGUUUGUGAACGAAUGAUCGGUGCAACGCCAUGGCUGCAGUACUUGCGACGAGUCGGUCCUUUUGCCAAUCUUGAAACUCUUCAAAUUCACGCUAAGAGUGAUCUUCUUAAGGCUCUAAACGAGAUGCUCUUUAGUGAGGAGUGGUCCUUCUUCCCCAAACUGAAAUCUGUCAACAUAAGCACUGUUUCGAGGUCGAGAACAUCCAUUCCAUUCAAAAACGGCUUCUUUCGUCCUCUGGAAAUUGACUUUUCUAAUUUCGGUCAACCGAUGGAGAUCUCUUCCACGCUUCCAACCAACGAAGCUAUCCAAGUCGGUCGAAGGGCUUUUAUUGGGAGGGGUCUGAUCAUGUUAGAACUUAUCUUUCUUCCAGAUAACAUCAACCUCUCUAGCUCAACAACUUUAGCAGUUUUGAAUCAGUUCGGUCAUAUGGUGGAAACCCUAAUUAUCACCGUGCAACACACUGUCGUUCCUGAAAGUUCGACCGAAUACCUUGCUUUUUUGAAAAGGUUUAAAACACUCUGUCACCUCUAUCUCUUUCCUAUCAUAAAGCUCACUUCCCGUUCACUAAAGGUGAUUGAACUUCCUGUCGAACUGAUCGAUUCCAGGGAUGUGGACAGUGAGUUUGAAGCUCUUCUAGUCUAUCACCGAGGCUACUUUUCAUCAGUAAAGUCUGUCUCUAUCACAUCUCCCACUGCUUUUGCCUUUUGCAAUCUUUCUCAGUGGCACUCAUGUCAUUGUCUAGAUAAUAUUCCACACACUCAACCCCUCAAGAACGUCUGCGGUCUCUUCCUUAACCUUGAAGAACUUUUCAUUACUUCGGACAGUCACCUUGAUCCCGAAGAUCUUCAAGAAGCUGUGGAACUGUGCCCGGAGCUAAAACGCCUCUACAUUAAUAGAUGGCCCAUUUCCGAGGAAGCCUAUGCAAUGGCCACUCAAGAAAUUCUCUCCGCUCGCAAUUUGGAGGUCCUGUGUCUACUUGUAGACUCCCUUCGAAUUCGCAGUAGCUCCUGUGAACACCUACUGUAUCCACGCUCAUGGACACUGAAGUACCUCUACAUUGAUUGCAUCUACCAACCAUGCCUAAGCAAGGAGGAGCUGAGUAGAUUAGCCAAACGAAUUCCCAACGCGAGAUGGAUCACGAUCGCGAAUAGGGAGACCUCUCGCUGUUUGGAGUUUCGUCGAAGCAGAACUGCAGAAACCAUUUCUGAGAUGCGAUUGGACUCGGGUCGUCGAGGCAAAGAGCCGAGAGCUUUUGCGCCAGAACUCUACGAUGUGGUGUGGAAGGGGGAGGAGAAGAUGAAAUACUUUAUCGCAGAGUGGUGUCAUUCUUGUGAGGCCUAG